Sinocyclocheilus rhinocerous is the source of this 2453-nucleotide messenger RNA. RefSeq names its product U2 small nuclear RNA auxiliary factor 2b (gene u2af2b). The coding region runs from base 444 to 1838 and encodes 464 amino acids. The record is from RefSeq and is a predicted model, not a curated record. Gene Ontology annotation, cellular component: nucleus. Gene Ontology annotation, biological process: mRNA processing. NCBI's taxonomy places the organism in Eukaryota, Metazoa, Chordata, Actinopteri, Cypriniformes, Cyprinidae. Gene Ontology annotation, molecular function: RNA binding. The transcript has 12 exons.
GAGUGACUUUUGUGCGGUGAAGAAACGGUCAGCGCAUCCGCCAACGCGGAGUAAACGGUUAGCUUCUUUGGUCGAGACUGGCUAGACUUCAGCAGAGCCAAUAACGACAGAUAACAGCAUUUGACUAUCAGGGAAUAUAUCCAAAGAGCAAAUCAUUACAUAUAAGCGAUUUAAUCAUCUAUUUUGCCGACGCGAACCUUUUAUUUUCCUGCAUCCUGCACCGGUUGAAGUUAGCAUUAGCAGCUAACAACCAUCUGAAGCAAAGCGUUUAUUUCCCUCUGCACGAAAUUUACGUGUCUCGGAAAACUCUAUAUGCUGGUGUUACAUUUUAAAACAUCUAUAUUUUUAUAGUCCGUCCCUUGAAAUUGCGGUUGACUGAGAAAGCUAUUUAUAAGGGAAAGAGCGUGUUAACUGGAGUUUCUGCUUCAGAUCAAAACGCCAGAAUGUCUGAUUUUGAUGAAUUUGAGAGAGAGCUUUCUGAAAACAAACAAGGUGACAGUCUAAAAAGUCAUGAGCGGGACAAAGAGAACCGUCACCGGCGACGCAGCCCAUCACGCAGCCGCAGUCGAGAGAGGAAAAGGAGAAGCAGAGAGAGGAGAAGUAGGGAACGCCGCAGUGACAGCAAGGACCGCCGCCAUAGACGCAGCCGUUCUCCUCACCGGGAGAAAAAGAAGAUAAAAAUUAAGAAGUAUUGGGAUGUACCGCCUCCUGGCUUUGAACAUAUUACACCCAUGCAGUACAAGGCAAUGCAAGCUGCUGGUCAGAUCCCCACUACAGCUUUGCUGCCCACCAUAACGCCAGACGGCCUGGCAGUAACGCCGACCCCGGUACCCGUAGUGGGCAGUCAGAUGACUCGCCAGGCUCGCAGACUUUACGUUGGCAACAUCCCAUUUGGCAUCACAGAGGAAUCUAUGAUGGACUUCUUCAAUGCCCAAAUGAGACUCGGCGGUCUGAAUCAGGCCCCAGGAAACCCUGUCCUCGCUGUCCAGAUUAACCAGGACAAGAACUUUGCUUUUCUUGAGUUCCGAUCGGUGGAUGAAACCACGCAGGCCAUGGCAUUUGAUGGCAUCAACUUCCAGGCGCAGAGUUUAAAGAUUCGCCGGCCGCAUGACUAUCAGCCAUUACCUGGCAUGAGCGAGAGCCCCAGCGUAUAUGUCCCGGGUGUGGUGUCCACUGUUGUACCAGACUCUAUUAACAAGCUUUUCAUUGGUGGUUUGCCAAACUAUCUCAAUGACGACCAGGUUAAAGAGUUGUUAACUUCUUUUGGACCUCUCAAAGCCUUUAAUUUGGUUAAGGACAGCGCUACCGGCCUCUCAAAGGGCUACGCUUUCUGUGAAUAUGUGGAUGUUAACAUCAAUGAUCAGGCUAUUGCAGGACUGAAUGGUAUGCAGUUAGCAGAUAAGAAGCUGCUGGUUCAGAGGGCAAGUGUAGGAUCGAAAAAUGCCACACUGACAAGUAUAAAUGAGACUCCAGUGACGUUGCAAGUGCCGGGGCUGAUGACGAACCCCAUGGUGCAGAUGGGCGGUGUUCCCACCGAGGUCCUGUGCCUGAUGAACAUGGUGGCUCCAGAGGAGCUCCUGGACGAUGAGGAGUAUGAGGAGAUAGUUGACGACGUCAGGGAAGAGUGCUCCAAAUACGGCCAGGUCAAGAGCAUAGAGAUUCCCCGGCCUGUUGAUGGCCUUGAUGUCCCUGGAACCGGCAAGAUCUUCGUGGAGUUCACAUCUGUUUUCGACUCCCAGAAAGCAAUGCAGGCCUUAACAGGGAGAAAGUUCGCCAACAGGGUGGUGGUGACCAAGUACUGCGAUCCAGAUGCUUACCACCGCCGAGAGUUCUGGUAGAGGAAGAGAGCAAGAAAAAUAGGAUGGAGGAGUAGCAGCUUUGCGAUAAUAACUCAUAAAAAGAGUGAGAAAUUGAGGCAGAGAUGACAAAAGGGGGAACAUUUUUUUUUGUACUCUUUAAAAAAAAAUAAUAAUAAAUCCAAAGGUGAAUGGUCUGUUUUUUUUUUUUCUCUCUCUCUGGCUGAGAUGAUUUGUGAGCAAUUAUGGGAGGGCUUUUGCUUUCAUUUGUAUUUUAAGAACAUUAGCGGGAGAGAUUCUGUUAUACUGAUUAUACUUAUUCUGUUAAUAAAAUUACUAUUUUUUAAUUGUAUACUGAAACAAAUGAUGUAAAAUCGUGACCAUCAGAGAAGACGAAAUAACAAUUGAUACCCAACCAAAUGUUCAUAUUAGCCAGGUAAUUCAAAUGAAAACCUCAUAUUUCAGUCUCUUUCCUUGUUUUUAUCUCUUUUUAUUUCUCAUUUGAAUAUCCCACUGUGACGGACCCUUCUCGGAAGUCAUUCGUCUUCUCUGUUGGCCAACUGACCACGUCUCCCUCCCAUUUUGUAGCUUUUUGCAGUUCAUAUCUCCAGGUAUUAGACCGUCCCAGUUUUUGUCUGGUUUUGUUCUUAAACUUAG